This is a messenger RNA of Leptinotarsa decemlineata (Colorado potato beetle), 6100 nucleotides long. RefSeq names its product transmembrane protein 272. The record is from RefSeq and is a predicted model, not a curated record. NCBI's taxonomy places the organism in Eukaryota, Metazoa, Arthropoda, Insecta, Coleoptera, Chrysomelidae.
AUAAUUCAAAAAGAAGAAGAAGAACAAAAAAAAUCUGUCUAGGUGUCAAAGUUUUUUAAAAAAGCAAAAAUAUGUUUUGAAAUUAUUUUCGAUAAAUUUUGAUGUUGUGUAAGCUUUAAAGGACAUCCAUGACUGCAGCGAAUAUACCAAUCCACAACUCUAACUCUCCUCCUUUGUACAAUGAUCAAAGGAGGUCUAUCAUGCCUGACAUUUCUAGAGACAGUGGAGCACCUCCGUCCUAUGAAGAAGCCAUUAAUCCUAAUGCUCCACCUCCUUCAUAUGAUUCACUGUUUGGAAGAGUCCGUGAGGCUCAGAAAACAAGUAAAGGAGUUUUAGAAUUUCUGAAGAAUCUCAUCAUUAUAGUUUUAGGAACACUUGGAUGUACAAUAAUAUUAGGUGUUACAAUAGUUAUUCCAAUUUGUAUGAUUAUAAUGGGGUCCAUUUAUUUACAUGAUUGUCCCCAAGGAGAAUAUAUUCCUGUGUACUUAUUAGUUGGAGGUAUAUUUGGGAUAAUAAAGCAACUUUUGCAUUUGUCAGCUAGAGUAAGACAAACAGAAGAAGAGAGACAAGAAGAGAAUUUAAGGCAAUCUCCCACCCAAACAUUAUUGAAUUGUUUCAUGCUCGGGUGGUUUAUUAUAGUUCUUCUAUUGGUUAUUCAAAAUCGAAGAACUGAGAUGGGUAUGUGCUUUGCUGCUGAAACUGCAAUUGUUAAAAUGUUUCAUAAUGUUCGAACACCUUUCAAACAUGUACUUGGUACACAAGUGCUAUUUUUGGAGGAGCCCCUAAAAAAGUUUAAUCAGGUAUUUUCUACUAUUGAGAUAAGUUGAUAAAUUAAUCGUUUCCUAAGUAUAAUGGUAGCAUAAAGACUCGUAAGAUAGGUAAAGAACAACUCUUGUAUCUAGAUGAAAUAAUUUGUUUACGAAUGAAUUUCAUUUCAAAUUGUGUACACAUUUUAUUCAAAAGAAGGCAUUUUUAUGUUUAUUUUAAUCAACCAAAUUGAAAUAAAAUAUGUGAAUUGAUCAUCUUAAUUACCUCUUCAUUGAAUACGUUAUAUUUUACUGCUAUAUGAACAUUACAAAAAUUCAAUUGCCAAAAGUGUUUGAUAAAUGAUGAAGAUAUAUAUCCAAGGAGGAAAAAUGAAGACCAAAUGUUCUUUACCCAUUUUACAAUAUAUUUAAUUGUUGAUUCUUGUGUAUGUUGAUAAACUGCUUCAUUAUCCUGUUAUGAUAUACUAUAUUUAUUAUAAAAUAUGGCUCUUAAGAAGUUGAAAGUGCGGUAUUUUGUAAACUACGAAUGAUAGCUUUAUCAUAUGACGAGUCGAGUCAACUAAUAUUAUGGUAGUGAAAUUGGUAGUGAAUAGGCUUUACCAAGUAGUUUCGAUUUUGAGUGGAAAUAUUUUUCAAACUAUAAUUGGAUACCACCAAUACAAGAUGCCUAUAGAGAAUAAUCCAUCAGUUUAUCGAUUUUCCACAUAUUUUUGAAUAUUUUCUGACUACUGACUUUUGGAAAUAUUUUUAUAUAGAACUUACCGAGGUCCUCAAAAACGUAUUUGACUAAAUUUUGUAUUUCAUUUCUUUUUCAUUCCAAGCAAAUUUUUAUUUUUCUCAAAUAUAUUUUUUGAACCAUUGGGUUCAUAAAUAAAUGUAAUGUGGUCCCCAAAUUUGAGUUUUUUUGUCAAUAAAUAUACCAAAAAAUUUGUUGCAUAAUGUAUUCCCAAUUACACUAGCAUUUGAAGCUGAGGGAAUAUCAUCCACACCACAAAUGAAAGAUAAUAUAUUGGUUUUUAAAAUAUUGAAUGCUGAGAGAUUUGCCUGACACCAAUCAUUAUCUGAGCAAAUGCCGUUGUGAAGUUCAGUAGUAUUACUUUCAUGCCAUAAAAUUGAAGUGUCGCCUGUAGAUAAAGUGAAUUUACCCUCUAUAUCAAUGGUUAAGUCGUUGAUGUAAAGGAGAAAUAUGGUGAGGCCUAGUAUUGAACCUUGUAGCACUCCGUGAGUUAUAUGAGACAUUUCAAAUGAAGUAGAAGAUUUAACCAAUGACUUAAUCGGAAAAAACAAAGACCUAGCAGCAUUAUUAUUGUAUUUUUCAAUUUUAAACCUUGGAGUAACCUGGAAUCUGAAUAUAUGUAUUUUGAAAUUCAAAAGUAAAAUAUUUUUCUUUAGUAUCAACAAUCAAGCUAUUAACGUAUUUAGCACAUUGCCAAUUUCACUAUUCAAUGGCACUUUAUAGGACCUCUAUCAGUUUUAUUAACUAAAGGCUUUUUGCCUAUGUACUCCUCACUAAAAAAUUGACUUUCUGUAUUUGGACAUUCUUGUUAAAUCUUCCCGGCAGACAUUUGAUAAUAGAAAAUGAAAUGAGAAUAAUUGUGAUCCCCACAACUCAAUUGCAAUUUUCAGAUGUUAUAAGAUGUUAUUUUAUUAUUUGAAAGAAUAUAUUUGUGUUUGUGCUUUGACAACAGUUUUGAAAAAGAAACAAUCAGUGCCUGAAAGUAUCUGUUCAUGUCCUAUAUUUUUAACAUAACAGGCAUUUCUUGGGAUAUUACCAUUAAUUAUUCAUAAAAUACGUUUGACAGGUAUUGACAAUGAACAUACUUCAAAGAACUGAAUUGUUUUUUUUUUUUGUUGUAAAAUUAUGGCUGUGGUAUUUUUGCAUUCCACGGAUCUGAUUCGAGUCGAUUUUAUUUUUUAAUGUAUGGUUUGAGAAAAUUAAUGCCAUGUUUUAUCUGUGAUAUCUAAUUUUAUAAUUGCUAUCCUUUUGGAAUUUUUGGGAAGGUAUUCUAUUUAAAUUUCUAUAUUUUUGUUACAAUUACUUUAUACAGUUUUGGAUAGUUGGUUUAACAUCAUCAUGAGAUUUUAGGUAAGACUCAUUAGAUAAAUACUCUUACUGUUUAAUUAUUUAUCAGUUCUGUAGAAUCUCAAAAUACACACAUAAUGAAGUCCCAUUCAGAUGGUAAGUUGCGUUUAAUUAUAUAUACAAGGCAGCCCAAACGGGUACCUCCACAAAUUUUUGUUAGAUAAGAUUCUCCAAGACCUAUCAGAAUCACCACCAUAGAUUAGAUUAGAGUACUUUAUUUGACCAUUUUACAUACAGUUGUACAUUUAGAUAAGUCACAAAUACAGAAAUCCUUGAUAUGUUAUGAGACUUAUUGUAGUUUCCAAGUUAUGAAUUUUUCAGAAUCUCUAUAGAAAUUUUGGCAGAACUGACUUUUUAAAUUUUUAUCACAGGAGUAGUCUUUGAUAUUUUUUUUGACAUGAUCUUGAUGAAUAAUACGAUCUGAAAUUACCUAACGAUAUGAAAAUGUUCAUUGAUAUUGAAGAAUUCACAUUUUCACAAGAUAAAGUUAAAUUCUCAUAUCAUAUCAUAAGGAUCAUGUAACAAAAAAAUCGAUGAAAACUAAAAAAAUAUUUGGGCUGACCCGGUAGAAAAACAGAAAUAUUGAAAAAAUUGAUAACUUGAUAGGACUUGAGAUCUCCUAUCUGAAAAAAGUAUUUUGGACAUGUCCGUUCGGGCCAUUCUAUAUUUUUUAUUUACUUUUGUUAUAAAAUGAGAGACUGUGUGCAUCUCUAUUGGGAUUUGUAACUAAUUAGACUUUUUUUUUCAAAUCCUGUUACUUUUUUUAGUGGUUUAAAACAGUUGUCAAUACCUAUUCAAUGUACAAGUGAAAUCAUAAAGCAUUUUGAUAUCUUGUGACUCCCAUGUAAAUUAUGAUAAUAACUGAUGGUACACCAUUGGAUAGUUUUAAGGUAGAGAUUUAAACUCCAAAAAGUAAAUGAUUAAUAUUUUGAUACCAUACUGCUCAGCUGAAUAGAUGUUAAGGUUAAUUAUACCCCAAUCAGCUUCCAUUUUCAUCAGUGUUGACAAUGGAACUUUCCACUGAAAUUGUAUAACCACAUAGGUGAAAACUAUAUGCAUAAUAAUAGCCUGUUUUAUGUCUUUUAAAAUAUUUUGUCGGUGGAUUUUUCAUAAUCGAGGAGAAACGAUGGUCGUGACAUCACUAACAUUUGAUAUGAACUUGGCAUCAACGUAAAACUUGUUGACAAAACAUAUCCCAAACACAGUGCAUUUGUGUUCCAACACCAGGUAGCGCUAUUUCGACCUGUCAUAGGUCUCCUCAGUGGUGCUAGGCCGAACCACAAAUGCAUUGGUUGACUCAACUGUCCUUAAUGGACAAGCCUAAGUGAAGAAAGGCUAUGACAUCUCCUGUUACGAAGACGCUGUCUGUGAGAUCGACUCAAUCCUCGAAAGAAAAACGAGGUUUCCCAAGCGGUCAUCCCGUAGAUGACGUUCUCAUAAGGGGAAAUAUCGCCCUUCUCUACCAUAGCACUAAUUGAAUAGUUAUGUCGAAUAUUUAUUCAUAUACAUUUUUCUGCUUUACAAAUCAUAUACAUUUUGGAACGUGGUUUGAAAGGGGGUAAGUAUUAUUGAGUAGUAACGUUGUCAUAUUCAAAACUUUGAUUUUCCUUUGCAGUGGAAAAAUUUGGGUGUUACUUUUUUUCUUGAAACCCAACCUAAAUGGAUAAAAAUAAAUAUUUUACAAACUAUUACAAAACUACUUUUACAUUUGAAUGCUGAAAUGACUCACUUGUAUGUAGAAUAAGGAUUCAAUUUAAUCUAAAAUAAAAAACUAUAAUCGGUAACCAAAGACUAGCAGAGGUGCACUUUAUUUGUAAAAGUACCGAUUCUAUAAGAUACUGUGUGAAAUAAUCAGCAGUUACCCCAUGAUACCAUGCUGUCGCAAGAAUUGAAUUAUUCUUGGCAAUUAUGAGAUAAUUUCGCUGAAUUCAAAGAAUCCAUGUUCAAAAUUUUGAUUUAUUUCCAACAAUACUCGCCUACAGACAGCAUUUUCACUUUUGUUUUCUGGCGUAAACAUGUACAAGUGUUUCGAAUUUAUUACUAGAAAGCAAGCUACAUGUAAUUGACUGCCAGAAAAGCAGGAUUCUUUGCGGCAGAUGCCUCGUGCUAUGUAAACCUACCAAUGGAUAGCGCCACUCAUACAAAAAAGGCUUCGUAUGAUUUACAAUGAUCUGGGAUGUUCCUGAAAGUUCCAAAAUGUUCCGGAAUAUUCCAGAAUGUUUCGGGAUGUUCUGAAGUGUUGUAUGCUCUCAAAUAUUCUGGACCGUCCUAGAAACUUAUAAAUGGCGAAAUUUCAUCCCUCAUGUUCGAAAGAACGCUCGUCAAGUAAAAACAAAAACCUUCUUCAUGGAUGGGGAAUAGUGGUUCUUCACACCAUGUAACUUCCUUGAUCAUAGCGGAACUUCUUUCUUAGUUUUUAGCGGCAUGCACAUUGUGUACUUUUAUAGUAUCUAUUGUUGGGAAAGAAAGGUUUCCUUCCUACUUCCCCAUAUAAAGAUGAAGUAGAAAGACAAAACAUUUCUUUCCCAAAAAUUAAUCUCUCCUAAAAUUAUACCCCCAUUCAAUUCAAAGUAUAUAAUGAUUACAGCAAGCUACGACACUUUAUGUGAUGGAAUUGGCCAAUACUUGAUGAAAAUUCAUAACAUAUUCAAGUAACACUUUAUUGUGAGAUUUUCACUAAACAGUGUGCAAAGCUGCAAAAUGUGUUCAUACUCGGUAUGAUAAUGUAGUCUUACAUAUACCAGGAUUCAUUGAAUGGGAAGCGAAUUUUAAGAAAAGAUUUCACCAUAAACUUGUUCAAUUGGUACUUGAAAAUUUUUAUAUUACGAAUUACUCAGUAGUGUUUCUCAUCUAUUUUUUUCAACUUCGAGAAAUCCAGCGAAGCUGUUCUGCUUUCCUCUUCUAGGGCUUAACUGUAGAAGCAUUUAUAGAUUACCAUAUUUGACAUGAACAUGAAACUUGUAUAAACCACCAAACUAUGUAUUGGAUUUGAAUUCAUUCUUUAAACUCAAAAUUAGCCGUUUCGUUCAUUCUGUCAAAAAUAAUACGAAGAAAUCAAACUUGAAUUGGACAUAUUCUUGCCACAAGACAAACCAAAUUACUGUAAAAAAUUUGGAAAAAAAUCAGUAUAUCACGAUGGGAUCAUUAUAUAUAAUUCAAUUCCAGAGAAAAUAAAAGAAAACGAUUCCAUUACAAAAUUUAAAUAUCAAUUGAAAAACAAAUUCCAAUUAGCGGAAUUUCAUAAUUUGCA